CUCGCAACUUCCGUUUCCUGACCGGGUGUCCGUCCAUUCGGCGGCGGUUGGGAGUGGGCUGCGUUUGCGUCAGCUGCUGGGAAGAAGCGCGCGGGGCGAUGGUGCUGCUGGAGAGCGAGCAGUUCUUGACAGAGCUGACCAGGCUUUUUCAGAAAUGCAGGACCACAGGCAGUGUCUAUAUAACAUUAAAAAAAUACGAUGGUCGGACAAGACCAAUUCCACGGAAGGGCCAUCUUGAGACUUUUGAGCCUGUAGACAACAAAUGUCUUCUUAGAGCCACAGAUGGGAAGAAAAAAAUAAGCACAGUGGUGAGUUCAAGGGAAGUUAACAAAUUCCAGAUGGCAUAUUCAAAUUUGAUUAGAGCCAAUAUGGAUGGUUUAAAGAAGAAAGACAAGAAAAGCAAAAACAAGAAAAGUAAAGCAACACAAUGAUAUAAAAAACAUUUCUCCAAAGAAUGGACCCAUGUUUUAUCCCACAUUUUUUCUUUAUGUAACCACUUUUGACUUCAUUUCCAGGUAGUAACUGAAUAAUAAGGUUCUUAUAGAGACAAUGCUCUCAGGAUUGUGAUACACAAAAAUAAAUCUAAUGCAUAAAUUUG
This is a messenger RNA of Pseudonaja textilis, 598 nucleotides long. It is a transcript of the gene SRP14, whose product is annotated as signal recognition particle 14. Lineage: Eukaryota; Metazoa; Chordata; Lepidosauria; Squamata; Elapidae. Gene Ontology annotation, molecular function: 7S RNA binding; endoplasmic reticulum signal sequence receptor activity. Gene Ontology annotation, biological process: SRP-dependent cotranslational protein targeting to membrane. Gene Ontology annotation, cellular component: signal recognition particle, endoplasmic reticulum targeting. The record is from RefSeq and is a predicted model, not a curated record.